AUGGCCGAUUUAGAACACACCUGCCGGAUUUGUCGAGGCGAAGGCACGGCGUCGCAGCCUUUGUAUCACCCUUGCAAGUGUCGAGGCUCGAUCAAAUACAUCCAUCAGGGCUGUCUCCUUGAGUGGCUCAAGCAUUCCAACAAGUCCAACAAUGAGAAGUGCGACAUUUGCAACACGCCUUACCGUUUCAAGAUCAUUUACGACCCAAACAUGCCCAAUAGGAUCCCGUUGUCGUUGGUGUGGCAGAAGUUUGUUGAGAUUGUGUCGUCGACGUUGAUCCAAAGUCUCAGCGUGUCGCUAUACGUUGUAUGCAUCCUAUUCCAAGUGCCGAUUUUCUGGAAGUUCUGCGGCCGAGUCUACACUUGGGCCAUUGACGGCAGUUUACCUGUAAAUAACCCCCGUUUUCUCGAUGCAUUGUACUAUGGAGACUAUAACAUAAACCAGGCGCUACAAGCGAUGCAGAAUUUGACGCCCAUGCUGAGAUACUAUUUGGAGAUGAAGGUGUUGCUCAGUUACACCUAUGCCAGCGGGGUGCGGCAUUUGAUUGUGGCCUUGGUGAUUCACGUGGCGCUCUUUGUGGAGAGGGAAUGGGUGAUUCGCGAUGAAGGCUACUUGAAGUUGUUGUAUAGAAAGAUUGGCAGGGCCCCCAAGCAGAGGUUGUUGGAUGUGUUGCAUAAUAUUUUGGAGAGCUUGAAAGAACAGAAACGGAGGCUUGAGCAAGAGGACGCCGAGGCAAGAGGAGCUGAGGCGAUGCAGACCUUGCAGCGCUUGGACAACCUCACGAGAGCCAUUGAUGAUUUGCAGAAUGUGGGCAAUAAUGACCAAACUAAUAUGGAAAUUGAGGAGAACUUGAGAAGAGCUAUUAAUAGAGGCGAGAUAUUUAAUGAUAAUGUGGAGAGGAUCAUGGGUGGCGCGGACGAGGCACCCGACUACAACCAUCGUGCCGAGAACGAUGCCGAGAAUGAGAACGAUAAUGACAACGUGGAGGUCUUGCAAGAGGAUGAUUUUGUUCUUGCUGCUGCAAAUGGAGGUGGAGCCAAUAAUCGCAAUAUGCUUGAAGAUUUUGUUUUCGGAGAAGAAGACGAAGACGAAGACGGAGACGAAGAGGAAGACGAUGAUGAUGAUGGUUUUAUACGUGGGCAGGGGGUGUUAGAUGAUCAAGAUGGUGCCAAUGAUAACGAUGAUAAUGAUAAUAAUAAUGACAAUGACAACAACAACAACAACAACAACAACAACAACAACAACAACAACAAUAACAACAAUAACAACAACAAUAACAAUAACAAUCAAAAUGGUGCGUUUGGUGAGUUUUUGGAAAUUUUCGGAUUUGCGUUGAAUAUUAAAACACCGUUAUUUCUCAUGGUGCUAUGCGACUCCAUCAUUACUGCAUACUUGUUUUUAAUUUAUUUGGUACCGCACAUGUUGGGCAAUGUGUUUGUCUUUGUCACUGGCUGGCUCUUGCAAGUUGCAGCAAAUUUUGUGCCCAUGCCACAAAGAGUUUAUAAAGUUGCAAAGUUUUUGGAAAAUAAGGAUUUCACAAGCAUUGACACUGGUUACCAAUUUGUUGAUGCGUUUUAUUCCGCAAUUGUUGACGACUUGUUCCGCCCCUGCAUCAACAUCUUUCGCAACUUGCUUUCGAGAAAUACCCAGCAGUAUACCCUGUUGGAAAGAUCAAUUUCACUUGCAAUCGGCUACGGCCUUGUUUGCUUUGUUGUGUUUCGAAUCAUGACAUUCCUCUCCUCUGGAGCUAAACCGAUAACUGGGGCAUCACGAUAUGCAUACUCGGUUCUAUUCGAGUUCAAGUCCACGGCAAAAGUCUUUAUUGUGUUUUGGAUUGAAAUUUUCUUGUUCCCGCUUUAUUGUGGAUACUUGGUUGACUUUUGUUUGGCGGCCAUCACCAAUCAAAACCAGCUCUUGUUCACUACUUCGAAUGAGUUUACCCAGUUGCAAUGGGUGCGCACUUUGUUCCAUUGGGGUGCUGGAACCACUUAUAUGUUGAUCUUUGCCUUGUUCAUCGGCAUGGUUAGAGCGAAAAUCUUGCGUCCUGGUGUGUUGUUCUUUAUUAGAUCACCGGAUGACCAAAAUGCUCGCUUGAUACAUGACGCCUUGAUGAAACCCAUAAGCUUACAAUUGUCGCGCAUAUACCUCAGUGCAAAGGUCUACACUGCGUUUAUCUUGAUAGGAAUUGGCGGAGUAACGUGGGGCUUGAGGUAUUUGGUGGCAGGGGGAAAGAAGAAUGUUUUGUUGCCAAUGCAAUUUUUAGCAACACCCACGUUUAUCAUGCUUGGGACUUUUGGCACCGCCGUGGAGGCUCAGCCGGUUAUCACCAAGUAUGUACGUUUGUAUUGGACCAGGGCUUUUGAAAUCAGUGCUCAUAAACUAAGAUUGUCACAUUUCAUCCUCGGCAAGCCUAUUCUGCACGAGCGUGGAUACAUUGUCUAUCGCAAUCUUGUCCAAAAAUUGCUUGCUCUGUCGCAGCCUGACUUUACCCAGCCAGUUACUUUAAGGGAAGCACAAAAUAUCUUCAAAACAGAUCCAUCGGUGAUGGCAUGCUUCGUGCCUGAUGGUAGUUAUGUGAGAGCCCCAGAUAACGACACCGUGUCGAGAAAGUUUAUCAAAAAACUAUUUGUUCCGGUCACCAAGGACGACAAGUUGUUGCGCGGGGUUAAAGAGGAGGAUUUGAGGCGGACCGGAUACGAGACUCCCACGAGUGAAGAUGAAGGCGAGGCAACCACGGAUGACGCCUAUGUAAUUGUGUACCGCCCACCAAAUUUCAAGCGCCGCUGCUUUGCCUUGAUAUUGAUGCUUUGGGUGUUUGCCGUCAUUCUCAUCCUUGCCGUGGCCAUGAUUGGACUUUUACUUGGCCGCCCGAUAGUUCUUGGAGUUGUACAGAUUGCGGAGACAAUCAAACCGGGGAUUACGGGAUUGGGUGACAUGGACUGGAGACUAGCGGACCUGGCGAGCCUUUUGUGCGGUUUAUAUUUGGAGUUGCGCAUGCUUCUUGCCUUUGACAAACAAGCUGAAGCUGAAGUUGGACGUGAGCGUGCACAUGAACGUGAAGGUGCACACAACGAAGCAGCGGUGCAAGAACCUGAAAACAGAAACGUGUUGCGGCGUGCAUUGGAGAUGAAUGCGCAGAUGGUCGCGAGAAUGCCGUUUACGAUCCCGCUCUAUGUCAUUGCCGGCUUGUGGUCAGUAUGGAUUCUCGCUGUGCAUAAAUUAUUCCUCGAUGACGCCUUGAUUAGACUAGCGGGCAUUUCCAUUGCCGAUCUCGAUUUCAGGGCUUUGUUUACGCAUUUCGUUGCUUCUGGGUGGACGGUGUUGCCUGCGUUGCGAUUCAUGAUCAACAUCGCGGUGCGGAUCAGAGGCGUACAACCAAUAAAUCUCACCAUUAACCAAAUAUUGCAAAAGUCCGGCUUUUACCAAAUAUUGUUGAACUGCAUCUACCUUUUCGGGUACUCGACUGCGCUAAGAUUCGGUCUUCAAGUCGCGGGCAUCAUGCUGUUUAACAACCCGGAUGACUAUGUCAAGUUGAGAUUGGUGACUUUUCUCGUAUUCAUUGUCGUGCAGAGCUUGUCCCGCGGCUUUAAGUUUUAUUUCGUCUUGAAUGAUAAAGUGCGGAUGGAGAAAUUUGUCAAGGGCAGAGCUAUUGAGAAUGACGACAGUGAAGAUUAA
Molecule: messenger RNA, 3675 nt
Organism: Lodderomyces beijingensis
Lineage: Eukaryota; Fungi; Ascomycota; Pichiomycetes; Serinales; Debaryomycetaceae
Source: the annotation of a GenBank genome assembly